UAUUUUCUAACCUUAUAAUCCCAUUUGCUUUUAAGAAGUUUAUUAAAAAUAUAUUUGGGCUUUGUAAUAAGGCCCAAUUUGAAUGCAAAUCAUACUCAAAAAGUCACCUUUCCCAUCUCCAAUAGUAAAGGGAUCCUUUUUCUUUUUCUUUCUGCAAGUAACUUUUCCCAUUCUCAAAGCUAAAGCUCUAACUUCAGGGUGGUUUGGAAAAUGGAUGAGCUUUUGUCAAAUGAGAGCUCAAAUCGUAGUACUACAUGCAAUGAAGAAGGAGAGGAAGAUGAAGAACUUUGUCCAAUCUCAGGGAAGAAUCCCUUUUUCAGUCUCUUUAUGUCAAAGUCUAAUCUCAACCCUAAUUAUCGUCUGGUUGGUACUUCCAGCAAAAAUUCAUCCAGUAUUACCUUCACUUAUCAUCCCAGCUGUUCUUACAUACAAGAGAAAUAAGUGGACUAUGUUGUUCAAUGGAACAAGUCAGUUGCUCAAGAGAUUUGAUAACUCUUGGAAAAACUUUGCAGAGGACAACAAGUUAGAGAUUAAUGAUGCUUGUGUUUUUGAACUUAUAGAAAACAGCUCAACAAAUCUUGUUUUCAAAGUUCAAAUUCUCAGAGGUGAUUUACCCACUGAACUUCUUCCUAAGAUAAUUGAAACUAAGAUGGUUGGAACUGUGGAAUCUCCCAUUGUUAUAGAGUAGUAGAGUGUAGUAAUAAUAGUAAUAAUAGUAUUAAUGUAGUAGUGUGUAAUGUAAUAUGGGUUAUGUGAAGUUUAGCUUUAUAAUGUAAAAGCUUAUAUGUUGAUCUACUACUAGAACUUUUAUAUGAAAUGGAAAAGAAAAGGAAUGUUUAUUCUAGAAUUA
Molecule: messenger RNA, 850 nt
Organism: Cannabis sativa
Lineage: Eukaryota; Viridiplantae; Streptophyta; Magnoliopsida; Rosales; Cannabaceae
Product: B3 domain-containing protein Os04g0386900
Exons: 3
Coding region: 83-688 (201 amino acids)
Molecular function (GO): DNA binding
Source: RefSeq, a predicted model, not a curated record